This is a messenger RNA of Neltuma alba, 396 nucleotides long. RefSeq names its product E2F-associated phosphoprotein. The record is from RefSeq and is a predicted model, not a curated record. Gene Ontology annotation, cellular component: nucleus. NCBI's taxonomy places the organism in Eukaryota, Viridiplantae, Streptophyta, Magnoliopsida, Fabales, Fabaceae.
AUGAAUUACAAUCAUAUAACAGCUUCCUUCGGUGUUUUUGCUAAUAGUUCUCAGGGGACCAUGCAAGCUAAAUCUUUGCAGAGUGAGCAUGCAAGACAUCAUAGAUGUUGCUUGCGUGCCUACCCUUCACACCACUAUUAUUGCAAGCAUGAAAAAUAUGUGACCCAGUACAGAGCUGCUUCUAUCAUAAACUGCAAGGUUGAGAAAAACAAGGUUCUAAUUAAAAAUAAUUCAAGCGAAACAAAGGUCAGGAGAAGGAAAAAAAACACUAAUGGGACCGAGGAACAUUCUACUAUUAUUGAAACAGUCAAGCAAGUAUACUGCUCUAUUUGCUUGACAAAGGUUGGGGAAGAUGAAGUUUAUCAUUUCUUCAAUGUUCUCCCCAGUGAAUCCUAA